AUGAAUGUCGUCCUCCGCGGUCUAGAGAUUCAAAGUUUGAACUUGACGUUCGUAGUCCACAACGGGGAAUAUCCUAGUGCUGUUGCCCUGAAAAACAAUAUCGUAUCGAAACGUUGGACGGACAAAGAGAGUCCACUUACGGCCACGGACCACGAAGAGAAUACAGUGGAAGCAAGUCAUUAUACGGAUGAAGAUUACACAAAUGUGAACUGUCUGCAGAAGCAAUUAUCCGAGGUACAGGCUGUGGUCAGAGCCGAGCAAAAAAUCUUUCGACUUGAUACCCAGAGACUAACGCACGAUAAUUAUAUGCUCAUCGCAAUACUUCAGUCGGAAUAUAUCAAGAAGCCCCAUAAGAUCGAGCUGAAGCGGAAGUCUAAAAAAUAUGACCCGUCUGAAACCUACUGGAGGAUUGUCUGUAUCAACAUGGCCCUCCAUCUUGCCAAGAGGAAGGAGGCUCCCGUUGACCCAGUGAUGCGGCCAAGUGACCUAUAA
Aspergillus costaricaensis CBS 115574 is the source of this 492-nucleotide messenger RNA. RefSeq lists its product as uncharacterized. The transcript has 2 exons. Lineage: Eukaryota; Fungi; Ascomycota; Eurotiomycetes; Eurotiales; Aspergillaceae. Bases 1 to 492 code for a protein of 163 amino acids. The record is from RefSeq and is a predicted model, not a curated record.